Molecule: messenger RNA, 1979 nt
Organism: Aspergillus saccharolyticus JOP 1030-1
Lineage: Eukaryota; Fungi; Ascomycota; Eurotiomycetes; Eurotiales; Aspergillaceae
Product: phosphatidyl synthase
Exons: 2
Coding region: 358-1686 (442 amino acids)
Biological process (GO): glycerophospholipid biosynthetic process
Cellular component (GO): mitochondrion
Source: RefSeq, a predicted model, not a curated record
AGUCCUUCCCACUGUGAUCUUCGUGCCCACGCCAAUAAAUUGUGCGGGCAACUGUGACGAGUCUUCUGAUCAUAACAAACAGUAUACAAAGAAUUUCUCUUGUGAGAAGUUUUCUGGCUCCUUCUCAGGAUCCAGUGAUCGUCCUCUACAAACCUACGCUCAAAAUAAUUCCGAAAGCUUCGCAAAGCUACAACCGGCCUUCCCCAGGGACAAUCCUCUCAGUGGUUGAUCGAUUCGUCAAGCCAGUGCAGGGCAGCUAAUCGUCAACCGUUUCUUGUUUUCAUCCGCGGGCCCACAACGUGCUCCACCCACACACGUAUCGUCGCCACCCCGAACUACUGCGUUCGAUUAUCCACAAUGACUACCACCGACGGUUUCGGUACGCAGAGAGUAUGCCGGCUGUCCAGCCUGGAUGCAUCUCGGGCCGACCUUUACGGCGGCCCUAAUGUAGUCAUCCCUCCCAGGCAUUUGAUGGCUUCCAGCGAUGGGCAUGAUACAUCUACCACAAUCAACAUGGAUAAGCACGAAUUAGAUGUCGAAACAUCGUCGGACGAUGGUUCUGUGCGUGCUGCUUCCCCGGUCUCUGAGCAUCGCUUCACUACCGCCGACCACUUCGCUUUCGGCUUCGAUAUCGAUGGCGUACUUAUUAGAGGCGGAGAGGCGAUUCCUGAAGCCGCGGCUGCUCUCAAAUACAUCAACGGCGACAAUCCAUACGGAGUCAAAGUUCCCUACAUAUUUGUGACAAACGGCGGCGGCAAAACAGAAGAGGAAAGAUGCCUCGACCUCAGUCGUCAGCUAGAAUUGGAUGUAUCCCCGGGCCAAUUCAUCUGUGGCCACACGCCUAUGCGGGAGAUGGCUGAAAGAUACAACACGGUGCUGGUAGUUGGUGGUGAAGGUGAGAAGUGCCGUCACGUAGCCAAAGGUUAUGGCUUCAAGAAUGUGGUCACCCCUGGCGAUAUUAUCAAGACACGACACGAUACCACGCCGUUCCGCAAGCUCACAGAAGAAGAAUACAAGAAUUCUCGAAUCAUUGACUUCGAGAAGACCAGAAUCGAGGCAAUUUUCGUGUUCGCCGACAGCCGAGACUGGGCCGGCGACCAGCAGAUUAUCUUGGAUCUUCUUCUGUCUCAAGAUGGACGCCUUGGAACUCGAUCAGAGACAUUCGACGAGGGCCCGCCUGUCUUCUUUUCCCACAAUGACGUGGUAUGGUCGACCUCUCACGAGCACACUCGCCUCGGCAUGGGAGCACUGCGAGCUUCUCUGGAAGCUCUGUACAAAGUCGUCACUGGCAAGGAGCUCACGACGAUCUCAUUUGGCAAGCCACAGAUGGGCACAUACCAGUUCGCUACCCGACUCUUACGGCAAUGGCGUAAAGAGAGCCAUGGCAUCAACAAGCCUCCGAACACAGUGUACUUCAUUGGUGACACCCCUGAGUCUGACGUUCGGGGUACAAAUGAGUUUGACAAGACUACUGACACCAAUUGGUUCUCGAUCCUUGUCAAGACCGGCGUCUACCAAGAUGGGACCGUGCCCCGCUUUGCACCGAAGCAUACUUGUGCCAACGUGUUUGAUGCAGUCAAAUUUGCCAUCGACCGAGAGAUGGCCAAGGACGGCCAAGACUCACUGACAUCCGGAGAUGAUGUAGAUUCCGGCGUCGACUCCGAGUCAGCAGCUCCUCGUCAUUGAACCGAGCACUCACAUUGUGAUUGAACAUGUGCUAUUGAGGCUUUCAACGCUGCAGUGAACAGCGACGAGUGCAUUUCCAUUCCAAUCGUCUGUGCGUGAUCUCAGAUGGAGUUUAUGAGGCAUGCUACAUUUUUGCUUCUUCAAUGAGUUCACAGGCCACGAAAUGGACUCAUGAUACAUUCUUACGGAUUUAUGAAUAUUGGCGCAUUGAUACCUUGGCUGGUUUCUCGGGUUUCGGUGUUCAUUCUUCUUCAGUUUUCUUCCUUUCCUCAUUCGGCUUUUCUUUCUUAUUA